Hibiscus syriacus is the source of this 635-nucleotide messenger RNA. Its product is annotated as GATA transcription factor 15-like. The coding region runs from base 1 to 624 and encodes 207 amino acids. The record is from RefSeq and is a predicted model, not a curated record. Gene Ontology annotation, molecular function: zinc ion binding; sequence-specific DNA binding. Gene Ontology annotation, biological process: regulation of DNA-templated transcription. Lineage: Eukaryota; Viridiplantae; Streptophyta; Magnoliopsida; Malvales; Malvaceae. The transcript is spliced from 3 exons.
AUGUUAUUGUGUUUGUUGGUGAACCGAGAUGAUCGGUUGUGGGUUGUUACUGAAGGAUCUUAUUGCUUCCCUUGCGCCGGAGAACUCGGACCGUGCGUGGCGAGGAGUCCUCAGCUGGAUGGGUUUGCGGCGCUGAUGAGUGAGAGGCUGCUAGGGUUUCCAUUGCAGUUGGGUCAGCGUAAUUCACCGAAUGAGAACAAGAAGUUCUGCACUGAUUGCAAAACCACAAAGACUCCUCUUUGGAGAGGUGGCCCUGCUGGUCCCAAGUCACUUUGCAAUGCAUGUGGGAUCAGGUACAGGAAAAAGAGAAGAGCAAUGAUGGGCUUGAACAAGGGUUUAGAGAAGAAAAGGAAGAAAGAGAUAUCAGAUUUUUCACACAGCAGCUCGAAUACUUACACAAAUGACGAUGGUGAUAAGAAGCUUAUUAAUUACAGCUUCAAUGGACUGAGUAAGACUGUGAAGGUGAGAUUAUAUGCUUUGGGAAGUGAAGUUUUGUUGCAAAGUUCAUCAUCAUUAUCUGGGGUGGUGAAGAAGCAAAGAUGCCAAAGGAGAAGGGAGUUGGGAGAGGUAGAAGAGGCUGCUAUUUCUUUGAUGGCAUUGUCUUGUGGCUCAGUUUUUGCUUGAGCUAUGAAGAA